AUGGCGGCAGGAAACCAUUCCUCAGUGACUGAGUUCAUCCUGGCUGGGCUAACAAAGAAGCCAGAACUCCAGCUGCCCCUCUUCCUCCUCUUCCUGGGAAUCUACAUGGCCACAGUAGUGGGAAACCUGGGCAUGAUCACACUUAUUUGGCUCAGUUCUCACUUGCACACCCCCAUGUACUAUUUCCUCAGCAGUCUGUCCUUCAUUGACCUCUGCCAUUCUUCUGUUGUUACGCCCAAAAUGCUGAUAAAUUUUUUGUCAGAGAGGAAUAUCAUCUCCUACCCAGCAUGCAUGACUCAGCUCUACUUCUUCCUUGUUUUUGUUAUAUCAGAAUGCCAUAUGCUGGCUGCAAUGGCAUAUGAUCGCUAUGUCGCCAUCUGUAAUCCACUGCUUUAUAAUGUCGUCAUGUCUUAUCAGGUCUGUUCCUGGAUAGUAGUUGGAGUUUAUUUCAUGGGCUUGGUUGGUGCCACAGCUCAUACAGUCUGCAUGCUAAGAGUGUUUUUCUGUAAGACUGAUAUAAUCAACCAUUACUUCUGUGACCUUUUCCCACUACUGGAGCUCUCCUGUUCUAGUACUUUUAUCAAUGAAGUAGUAGUUCUGUGCUUCAGUGCAUUUAAUAUCCUCUUCCCCAGCCUGACCAUCCUUGCUUCCUACAUCUUCAUCAUUGCCAGCAUCCUCCGCAUUCGCUCCACUAAAGGUAGGUCCAAAGCCUUCAGCACAUGCAGCUCCCACAUCUCGGCUGUUACUGUCUUCUUUGGAUCUGCAGCGUUCAUGUAUCUGCAACCAUCAUCCGUCAGCUCCAUGGACCAAGGGAAAGUGUCUUCUGUGUUUUACACUAUUGUGGUGCCCAUGCUGAAUCCUCUCAUCUACAGCCUGAGGAAUAAAGAUGUCAAAGUAGCCAUAAAUAAGUUCCUUGAAAAAAGAUGUUUUCUGUAA
Messenger RNA from Microcebus murinus (gray mouse lemur), 936 nucleotides. Its product is annotated as olfactory receptor 8G1-like. Gene Ontology annotation, cellular component: membrane. NCBI's taxonomy places the organism in Eukaryota, Metazoa, Chordata, Mammalia, Primates, Cheirogaleidae. Gene Ontology annotation, biological process: G protein-coupled receptor signaling pathway. Gene Ontology annotation, molecular function: G protein-coupled receptor activity; olfactory receptor activity. The record is from RefSeq and is a predicted model, not a curated record.